Pseudozyma flocculosa PF-1 is the source of this 2484-nucleotide messenger RNA. RefSeq lists its product as uncharacterized. The transcript is spliced from 2 exons. Gene Ontology annotation, molecular function: protein binding. The record is from RefSeq and is a predicted model, not a curated record. Lineage: Eukaryota; Fungi; Basidiomycota; Ustilaginomycetes; Ustilaginales; Ustilaginaceae. Gene Ontology annotation, cellular component: exomer complex. Bases 1 to 2484 code for a protein of 827 amino acids. Gene Ontology annotation, biological process: Golgi to plasma membrane transport.
AUGGGAGACAGCUUCGUGUCCCAGCCCGAGUUCUUCGAGGUCGAGCUGGGCGAGUCGCUCAUCUCGCGCACAGAGAGCCUCGCCUCGUUCCGCGAGCUGGGCCCGCCCGACCUCGUGCACGUCAUCAAGACGAGCGGCUCCCGCGCCAGCAGCAAGGACAUUGGCUCCUACCACUACGUCUCUGGCGUCGAUGCCUCGUCAUCGGCCGCCCUCGCCGCCUACAUCAACAGCCUCACCUAUGAGCUCGACCAGAGCCCCGGCUUCUUCUCCGGCAAGAGCACCUACAAGCUCAAGAGCGGCGCAUACUGCUGCUUCAACGCCUUUUCCCGCGUCGACGUCCGUGUCGAGGUCCGCAUCCCCGGCAGCGUGGACGCCUACGUCGUCGACCUCCGCGGUGAGCGCCACGAGACCACGCCCGAAAUCUGGCAGGAGGUCUACCUGUCGGCCCUCCUCCGCGCCAUCCUCUACGCCGACGACGCAAACUACCGCCUCGCCGGCUACCGCAAGCUCGACCCCAUCUCGAGCCCCGACGCCGAGCACCGCUUCCUCCAGGCUGCCGAGAACCUCUUCUUCAAGGGCUGGCAGCUCGGCUCGGAUCCCGAGAUCCAGGUGGCCACCGUCGUCUCCAACCACCUCACCGCGGGCAUCCUCAAGUACUUUGGCGACUCUUGCCGCUACGAGCAGGCCGUCAACCUCUUCGAGAAGCUGUGGGCCCGCGAGCCCGAGGUGGCCGCCCUUGUGGCCCAGGCCUACCUCGGCAUGAACGAGGAGAUCAAGGCGGUCCAGGUGAUGCACACGGCCAUCCAGGAGACGCCCUCGAGCUACGCCCUCCUGCACACCCAGGUCGACUUCCUCCGCUCCAAGGGCAAGCACGAGUGGGCGCUCAAGCUGGCCAAGCAGGCCGUCAACCGCGCCCCGAGCGAGUUUGUCACCUGGGCCAAGCUCACCGAGUGCUACAUCGAGCUCGGCGAGUGGGAAUCGGCGCUCUACACGCUCAACUCGUGCCCGAUGUUCACCUACAACGAGCGCGACCUCCACCGCAUGCCGACGCCCGCCCGCAGCCACCUGCCCGUCAAGCAGUUCAUCUCGGAGAGCAACCUGGUCGACGAGGACAGCGCCCGCGACACCGAGGCCGACGUCGCCCUGCUGCGACUGCCAGCGCCCGCGCUGCGCGGCACGUUUGCCAAAGCCUACGCGCUCCUCGCCCGCCUGGUGAGCCAGAUCGGCUGGGACGAGCUGCUGCGGUGCCGGUCCAACGUCUUUGUCAUGGAGGAGGAGUACCGCGCCCAAAAGGCCAACGCGGGCCCUUCAAAGACUGCAGCGGCGGCACCAAACGGCGCGGGCGCCGAAGCCGACGAUGCGUCGGUGCGUGGCAUCGCACCCAGCGACGGCAACGCGGCGAGGUCUUCGGCGGGAGAUGAGCAGCAGCAGCAGCAGCAGCAGCAGCAGCAGGAUGGGAAGGACAAGCCCUUGGGCAGCCCGGUGGCGAGCGAGCACGACGACGACGACGACGACGACGACGCCGUGGAGGCAGCGGCAACAGACAAGAAGCGGCAGAGCACGCUCGGCAUCAAUUCGGCGGCCAACGCGUCGUCGCAGUCCAUACCCACGAUCAAGAUCUCGACCGAAUCGGACCACGAGCGCGAGAAGCAGGAGCUGGAAGAGUACAUGAAGACGCUCAACGAAGGGCCCAAGGAAACGAGCGAGGCAGAAAAGAGGCUGGCCGACGAGGCAAGAAAGUCGGUCCAGAUCGAUCCGCCGCCGCUCGAGAAGCCGGCGCAGGCGUCGUCGGGCCACGAAAAGAGCGACUCGACGUCGGCGACGAUUGUGCCCGGCGAGGCCAACGGCGUCCACUCGCGCGGCGACUCGGUCCAGGGCGGCGAUGCCAGCAACGCGGGCGCAUCGGCCGACUCGGCAGCGGCGGCGUCGGCGGCGGCGGCGACGGACCCGGUGUCGACGUUCAACUUUAUGAACAAGCGCCUGUGCGAGCGGUGGCUCGACAACCUCUUCAUGGUCCUCUACGAGGAUCUGCGCGUCUACACAAUCUGGCGCGCCGAGAUUGCCCACUACCGGACGCAGACGCUGCCGUACCGCAAGACGGGGACCGAGUGGGAGAUUCUGGGCGAGCUGGCGCUGCGGCUCAACCACCAGGAGGAGGGCAAGGAGGCGUUCCAGCGGUGCGUGGAUGCCAAGUUUAGCGCCAAGGCGUACCUGCGGCUGCUGGGCAUCUAUACCGAGCAGCGCGACGUGCAGCGCAGCCUGUGGACGGCGCUGCGGUUGACGGCCUACCACCACCGGUGGUACAUGGAGGGCGCGUACCCGGGCGCCGUAGCGAGCAGCCUGUUCAAGCUGAUCCGCACCGAGGGUCUGGCAAAGGUGUCGUACACGCUCGUGUCGAUGUCGCCGCCGCCGGCCAUUCUGCGAUUGAUGCAGAACUACUUUGCCUACGCCACCGUCUUCCGCGUGCCCGGCUACGACAACUGA